Exaiptasia diaphana is the source of this 2831-nucleotide messenger RNA. RefSeq lists its product as uncharacterized. The transcript is spliced from 4 exons. Lineage: Eukaryota; Metazoa; Cnidaria; Anthozoa; Actiniaria; Aiptasiidae. The coding region runs from base 1 to 756 and encodes 251 amino acids. The record is from RefSeq and is a predicted model, not a curated record.
AUGAUAAACAGUGGAGUCUAUUAUCCGUUCAAUAAAAAUAAAAAAUACCUUAAAGUUUAUAAAAUUCUGAAUAUCAAUAUACUUUUCAGCUCAAAGGAAAAACUAGAUUCCAUACAACCUAAAAGACGAAUGCAUCGAUCGCUGAAGUUCUUUCGCAGGCCGUUCGGUAGAACAGGGAGCAAUAGUGAAGAUGAGGAAAUACGAAGAAUGAGAAAAUCCGUACGAUUUAAGGAUGCACCGAUGGAUUUGACCGACAUUAAUCCAACUAUUGUAAGCACAGACAACGAAGAGGAAGAACAAACAGAAACGACACAGAAAAAACGAAAAACCGUCAAACACAGCUACAAAAACCCUGUGGCUAUUGAAGACGCAGAGAAUGAAAUCUACAGCUCUACUGAAUCACCGUCCCAUUCCUCCGCGGACAUCCGCACUCCUCCCCUGGUAAGAAUCCACUCUUCGUCGCCUCUAACCCUAGACGUUGAUAGUCUGGACCAAUCAUCCAGCGAAGAUCGUAAUCACUUAAGACUCGACCCAUUCCCGGAYGUYAUUAAGUCUGCCGAGAGCAGCCCGAGACAUUCACUGGCAUCGARCAGCGAGUUCUUCGCACGUGCCCGAUUACACAGGAACCCCAAGGAUCAGAGGUCUAAUGAAGUUAUUAAUCAGUUAAAUGAGGAAAUCUCKCAAGCGGUAAGAAGUGGUCARAGUGCUUAUUGUAUUUUUGGAAUGUUUGAUAAUGAUGAGGAGACCUGGUGUUAGGAUUGGUCACGUGGAUAAGCAAACGAUCUGAUUGGUCAAAAGAAGAAUGGUUCAAGCAGGGAUCCCUGRUAGUGUUUCGUGGAGAUUAUUAACGACUCUUAAAUGAAAUCGAAAGUUCCAGAGAGAAAUUUAAAUCUGGACUCCUGCUGGUUUGAUAUUAAAAGGCUAGAGGCACGCGAUAUACAAAAACUUCUGGAAAAAGUAAUUUUACCAUGGCACUCUUCCUGGACUGAUUUUUUACUGUUUAAUCUCCAAUCCUGGACAAAGAAGCAAACAAACUAGACAAUGAGAACUCGGAAAAUACACAUUGCUCGAUGUACAGAGAGACUGACUUCCUGUGGGUCUCUGACCCUAGGGGAUAUUUUUAUAUUGAGAUACAUUGGUGACUGUAGAAGAACCUAUAUUUAGGUGUUUAUACAGGAAAUGUUUACCAUUAAUGGUUAUGCAGGAGAAAGUUCAAAGGGAUCUUAAUUUAGCACACGAACCGUCUAGAAGCAAGGAACUGUCACAAAGUGAUCAAGUGUUUCGCUAAGAAGCUAUGCAACUGUGCAAGUAUCGCAGUACCUAUCAACCUAUCAACCAUAUAUGGAGAUCAGCGGUCCUUUGAAGGACCUGUUCAAGAGAAAAUGCAUUCUUUUCAAAGAGAAUUCUUGUAAGUGCAAAAAAGCGUCGCCCYGGAGAAACACGGUWCCAGCAACCAUUUGGCGAUGUCUUUUACCAUCUGUAAGCAGAACGGAGGCAUAUUUUCCAAUAAUUCAUACAAGUAACGAACAGAAAGCGUAUUUAUUCUUUCGAAAGAUUAUGAUCAUACGAAGAACAAAGAAGCACUUCGUUAGCAAAGACCUGUAUAAGAUUCAAGGUUUAAAGUUCACAAUCUUCCACCCUCGAGGUGGAUAAAGACCAAGAAUGAAGUUAUUAGGACAGCAUUAUAUCAAAGGUUACUUGCUUAUGAUUGGCUGAUUUGAAUGUUGGUAAGUUGAGUCGACCGAAUACCUGGCCAAAUGUUCUGUAUACUUUCAUCUUGAAAAAAUAUUAUUUACUUUUUAUGGUCUAGAAACAUUGUUUAUUGAAUUUAUGGACAAAAAAGUCUCCUCUUGCAGCCGUUAUAAUGCUCGUUCCCAGGUCUCUUCCCAACUGACAGCGUAAGGGGAGAGAGACCUGAGAACGAGCCAUACAACGGCUGUGAGAGGAGACUAGGAAAAAAAGAGAUGCAACACAACACUAACUUUUUUCUGCUUAAAGAUGUUGAUAGCUGUAUAAAAAAAAUAUAAAAAUAUGAAUGACUAUAAACACAUAACAGAGAGGCAUCUCUAACGAUUUCAAAGCACUCCUCAAUUAUAUUCAUAGUAUGGCUAUUUUACAAAAAAAAAAUACAAAAUAACAAACUAAAAGAAGUGAAUUGUAAGAUACAUAAAGCAUUAACUCAUAGGUAUUAAUAUUAUUGAUAUAUUAGAAUAUCAAACAUGUAUAAUUCUCAACAUAAAGCAGGCAGGUCCUUGCUGUAAUGGCUAACUUUUUAAGUACCGCGUCUUCACUAUCUCACGAUAUUCAUACACAAAAGACCUGAAGACGAGGCUCCUGGGGCAAAAAGAUCAUGUUUCGCUUUCCAGAGCCUCGUCUUGAAAUCUUUUGUGUGUGGUGCGCCAACCAAAAUACCAAAAUCGGGAAUUGUACUUUUCAAUUUUUUCCGUUGUUUUCAAUAAAGUGGCAUAGUUGAMGCUCACGGCAGUAAAGUAGAGGAUAUCUCACAGAAAAAGUUGUUAAACUCAAUUUUAAUUCAUUAUAUCGAUGUUGUGAGCUCUUUGACAAAGUUUAAAGAUUGUUGCUUGGUUGGUUCGUUGAUUGGUUGCUUGGUUUGGUUUGKGUUUGGUUUGGUUGCUGGUUGUUUUUUUUUUGGUUGAUUGAUGAUUGAUAUUUGGUUUAUCUUGAGGACAUAAAUUAAUUUUCUACUAAAAAUUCAUAUAUAUUGAGCUCACAACUUCUUUAAUAAAACAAAUUCUCCAGUUAAAAAAUACUUGUAAUAAAUAACUAAAAUUUGUUUCUUCAUCUGCUAAUAAAAAAAUCAAUAAUUUUAA